GUGUUGUUCUUGUGGCACGUAAUAUUGACGGCAUUCUUAAACACAGCUCGAAACUUCAAAUUGAAGAACUUUGAAUACCACAUAUCGGAUAUGGCAAAGAAUGAUUGAAUGACCGACGCAUUUCGAUCCUUUCAGAGCGAAGGACGGGACCCAGCCAGAUGAUUUAGCCCUGCUCGACAGUUCCGUGCUCCGCAAGACGGUCUCCCCGUCGGAGGAAUCGAACCUGCAGCCCGACACCAGUAGCAUGACCGUUCGGUCCCACAGUGCCUACACGACCGCGGCUCAUUCACCACCUUUAGACAUGGACAGGAUCUUGGGCAGCGGCUUGUUCCAGUGGGUCAUCGUGGCCUUCGCUCACCUGUCGUCCGCCCUGGUCUUUAUUCAUCACAUGUCCAUGCAGACGUUUCUGCUGCCUGUGGCGUACUGGUGCCGGCCUCCCGCCGACGCCAACGUGAGCGCCAGCCGCUGGAAGGCGGAGAACAUCCCGCUGCGGCCAGACGGCACGUACAGUCAGUGCACAAUGUACCCACCCGAAGCGCCCGAGGUAAACGGCACGCGCGUCGAAGUGGCCUGCACCGAGUGGCAGUUCGACCUGCUCCCGAGCGAGACCACGAUCGUCAGCGAGUGGAACCUGGUGUGCGAUCGCGCCUGGUACGUGCCCGCCGCCUUCGUCUACAACAGAAUCGGCGUCGUCAUCUCGGUGCUCUUUUUCGGCCAGAUAUCGGACAGGGUUGGCCGACUGCCCGCUGUCUACGCUUGCACAGUCCUCACUGUGGCAUCCGCCGGCGCCGCUACGCUUGCGCGGACAUUCAUACACUUCAUAGCCGCCCGGAUUCUUCUGGCGGCAUCGCUGAGCGUCCUCGAUAUCUCCAUGGUUGUCAUUCUGUUCGAGAACUCGGGCGACAAACACCGGGAAGGCUAUUUCUGCCUGGCCAUGACCGGAACAGUCGUUGCAAGCAUCCUGGCUGAGGCGCUAACCCUACCGCGGCGGAAUUACAAGGCGCUGGAAGUGGUCACUUUCUCCCUCACGAUGGCACUCGUGCCAGUGUUCUGCCUUGUGGGCGAGUCCAUCAGCUGGCUUCUGGUAUCCAACAAUGUCGAGCAGGCCGAGAAGGCGAUACAGCGCGCCGCUGCGUGGAACAACCACCAGAUCAACGAGGAGAGCUUGUUCUUCACAGUCUCAUCCUUUCGUGCCCCAGCGGCACUGCCGAAAAUGAACUUCCUCACUUUUUUGGCCAGCAAGGAAUUGUGGAAGCGAAACGCUACGCUCUGCUGGACUUGGUUCAGCAUUCUGCUGUCCUUGUACGGUAUGAACCUGAACGGCCCGUCAGAAGAACCCUGGCACCUCUUGUUACUCACCGUAACGAGGGCUGCCUCGAUUUUGCUAUUCUGGGUAUUCUUGCUGGCUAGUCCCCGCAAGAGUUUGCUCACACUAGCGCUGCCGUUGACCUGCUGCAUGUUGCUUUUGUACGGUAGCCUCAAGGCCGAGCACGAAGGACACCUGACAUGGAUCCUCGGCGAGAUAAUCGUGAGCAUGCUCCUCGGAGAAGCCACCGCCGUAAACGUAUUUACGCUCGAGUUGUACCCGACCGUAGUGCGGGGCAUCGGGUUCUUUUCCGCCUACUUCUGCGGGCAGCUCGGGGCUACCUUAGGGCCGCUUCUGCCGCAACUCGAAGCCCAUGUGUUCCCAACUGCCGCCAGCGUGUUCUACUUCGCAGCGCUAUUCACUGCCACUUUCCUCAUCAGGCUGCUUCCGGAAACCAAACGCCAGAAGACACCGCAAACAAUGCAGGAUAUCCUGCCCUGAAUCGGAGUUGAAUGGAGGAGGUAGAUAGAUGUGUAAUUUCCCUUUGAUUCUUGACUAACCUUUGCAGACUGAUAGCAAGCGAUAUCAUGCUCCCCGCUGAUUGCUGUUGUGUCGUACAGAUGACCGAUGGCGUAGAUUAUCGUGGUUUUCGUGUUUCUUUCGUGUAUGUUAAAGCUCAAAUGAAGACACAAGUACGAACAGCGUAAUCUUAAUAUCCUUCUCUUCAAGGAUACAGUAUCCGCCGGAGGUCGCUGUGUGCGUGCCUGCACCCAGAAUAACGUAUGGCGUUACCGUCAAUCUAUUUUUUGUUGUCCUUUAUCAACUCGUAUUAGCGCUGAACCGAUGGCAUAUUUCUGAAUCUGCCCAUCAAUACUCGUGCUAUUCAAUUUCAGGUGCUGUGCAUUUGCCUGGUCAAUGCAGAAAUCAAUUGUUUCACGAAUUUAUAUCCAACCAAUAAAGACAAGAGUUGUAGAUUGUAGGCGGGUGUGGUCUCCGAGACAACGGAAAGUGAGGUUUGUUGGUGAUGUCGAGGGUAACCAAUAUAAGAAACCUACGAUAAGCCACUAUAAAAAAAACUCUCAGCCCAAGCACUCCGUACAGAUGGUUAACCAGCGAAGCUGAAACGUGAGGCCCUGGUGUUUGUCAUUGGGUAAAUCCCGACGCUUCAUUAAGAGUUUCUCAAUUAUUGGUUACGUCUUUGUGUUUCUUAACGAGGCUGCACACACGUUCGGCUGCGACGGAGAGAACGCGACGUCAGCCCGUAGUCCGCCGUUGUCGCUUGCGUUCGAUGUCUCACUUUGCUCGGUGGCGUGGUUAGAAGCAACCGCCCUGCACUGCCACUUGCGAUUUUUCAAAAGGCAAUGAAUGGCUCAUGCCCCCUUGAGCAAUGUCUCAUACCCCCGUAAGCGUGGCCUCGCCAUUACGGCGACAGUUACACAAUCUUUGUGGAGCGAGAGGGACCCUCGACCACAUAAUAUGGGAAUGUCCGUACUCUCCCGGGGGAACGCACAAAAUAGGUAGUAAAGACACCUGGGAGACCCUGCUGCGCAGGUCGGACUCUGAGCUCCAGCUCCGGCUCGUCCAACUGGCUGAAGAGGCUGCUGGGACCCAAGACCUCCCAGCCUGCGUCUGAGGCGGCGGCACUCGCCCCCUGAGCUGCGUGUCGGGGGGUGGGUAGAUCACCUUAUGCGUUGGACAAUAAAGUUUAUUCUAUCUAUCU
Molecule: messenger RNA, 3026 nt
Organism: Dermacentor andersoni
Lineage: Eukaryota; Metazoa; Arthropoda; Arachnida; Ixodida; Ixodidae
Product: solute carrier family 22 member 7-like
Biological process (GO): transmembrane transport
Molecular function (GO): transmembrane transporter activity
Source: RefSeq, a predicted model, not a curated record